Drosophila persimilis is the source of this 339-nucleotide messenger RNA. RefSeq names its product kunitz-type serine protease inhibitor textilinin-5. The coding region runs from base 1 to 339 and encodes 112 amino acids. NCBI's taxonomy places the organism in Eukaryota, Metazoa, Arthropoda, Insecta, Diptera, Drosophilidae. The transcript is spliced from 2 exons. Gene Ontology annotation, molecular function: serine-type endopeptidase inhibitor activity. The record is from RefSeq and is a predicted model, not a curated record.
AUGUAUCUAUAUCUAACAAUUGGACAGCUCCUGGUGGCGCCUGUGGCGGGUCUUGUGCCACAGGGAUUCACGGUGCGGCAACCCAAAUGCAUAUAUCUGGUGGAUCCGGGUCCCUGCAAAGAUUGGGUCAAGGUCUGGGGCUUUGACUAUCUGACAAAUCGCUGCAUAUUCUACUAUUACGGCGGCUGUGGCGGCAAUCCGAAUCGGUUCUACACAAAGGCUGAGUGCCUGGAGACGUGUCGAGUGUACGACGACCCGAACCACACGCGAAGAAAACCCGAUGACGAUAGCGAUAUGUUUGAGAAGGACAUCGAUGAUUGGGAUAAUUUCGAUCUGUAA